Molecule: messenger RNA, 2248 nt
Organism: Somion occarium
Lineage: Eukaryota; Fungi; Basidiomycota; Agaricomycetes; Polyporales; Cerrenaceae
Source: the annotation of a GenBank genome assembly
AAGUAUUCCGCGAGCAUGAAUUUUGUCUCCUUCAUCUAAGACUCCGCCAUGCAACCUCGACGAGGUUUGCCCACUCACCCAUCGCUUCCUGUUGCACCACACCUUCGCCAGGGUUAUGUACAGCCUCCGGCACAGCCUGUGGCAUCAACAUCAACUAAUGUUCAGACCAAUGCUUGGAAUGGAUAUCCUCAAUACGCUCAGUCACAGUAUGCAGUCGCAUCGCACUAUGCUCAGGCGUACAUGCAAUAUGCCCAACCUCAAGGAUGGGGCAAUACUACGACAGAGGGAUACACAUAUUCCUCUACUUUCAACUCUUCAGGUCAGCUUAGUGUUGGAUCUUCUCAACCACUCCAAAGUCGACCUCCCGGUCAGUGGUAUCAACCUGGCUCCUCGAGAUGUGCAAGACCAGGAUGUCAGUUCACUGGCUCACAAAAAGCUGUGGAGACACAUAUGAUGGAUCGACAUCUGAUAUCUCCACCGGGGUGGGAGAAACGGAAGAAGCAAAGAGACUGGGAUGCUGAUCCGAGUCUCAAAGGGAAGCCUAUACCUAUCCAAGGUACUACGAUGAAACUAGAUACUCCAGAGGCCAUCGAGCAGUGGAUUGCGGAACGUAGAAAGCGGUUUCCCACUGCAGAGCGCGUGGAUGACAAGCAACAGAAACUUGACGAUGCCAUUGCUCGCGGACAGCUAGCUAUUGAUGAUCCUCGUUUUCCUCGACAAAAGAGGAGGCGACUGGAUAAUACCAAUGAUUCCUUUGGUGGUAAUUCUAGAGGACGCGGUCGAGGUAGGGGAAGAGGGAGAGGUGUCGAUGGUGGUUGGCGUGGCCGCGGAGGUGCAGGUGGUGCAGGUCCUUCAAGAGUACAAACCGAACCUGUCCAGGACACCAUACAUCCGGAAGCUCAAGAAAUACCCACUCCUGCAGAGAAGGUCGCGAUAGACGUUGACUAUGAAUCCACGGACUCUGAUUCUGAUGGUGCCCCGGAAGUCGUAUCAUCGAAGUUAGGGUUUCCUGAACAGCACACGGUGGAGGAUGAUAUUGAAAUGGAUAGAGCAGAGGAAGCCGCAGUUCCUUCAGAAGCUAACAGACAGGAGUACAAACGGCGUCCAGAGAGACCUCGCAAACUACCAGCGAGGCAACCAAAAAGACCACCUCGAAAUCCUUUUGCAUCACGACCUUCACUGUUGCGAAAUUUAUUACUGCCUGAGAUUCGUAUGACAGUAUCCAACCUUUCGCAGGCCAUCCACUUUCUUGUGGAUAACGACUUCUUGGACAACGUCGAGCUCAAGCCGGGACAAGCUUCAGAGAAGAUGAUAGAGGUCAUUGGACAAAGUGCGGAUGCUCAUACGCCGUAGGUAUAGUGCUUCUCUUGUCCCAACUAGCCUUUCUGCUCGGUGGCGCUUUGUAUAUAUCAAAUAUCCCUGUGCUUCACCAAGCUCGUACCACACACUACGAUGGCCUUUUCGACUACUGGCGUAUAAAUGAAGCUCAAUCAUUGGCUUUACGGAUGUUAGGAGUCUGCAAACCCCCACUGGACGUUGAUGCGCCCUUCGCUCAGGUCAGCAAGUCUCGCGAACGCGCCGGGAGAAAGGUCGAUGUCGUUUAAACCGCAGCCGGGGCAUUCGCCUACGACGGACACCGUGACACUGGCUCCAUUUGCUGCCCAUAAGGCUGCGCUGAGCGAUUUGACCUCGGAUGGCGGAUUCAAUGAUAAACUCACCAAAUACAACGACGUCCUUGAAACAGUUCUCUCCGGUGCCGUAGCGAGGCGUGCUGAGCUUGACAAUCAGGUCGGCGGCGGUGUUUGUGGCUCCACAUGUAUCCAAGCCUGGGUUAAAGAACGUCGCUUUCGGGGUGCCGGGCCAUUGUGAGAUACGUUGUCGGUAUCCAUAUAACGAACUUACCGGAACCGCUAAAUACCACAAUUUGGGGUAAGGCAACAACGAGGCAUAUCAUGCUAAGGAUAAUAGACAUGAUUGAAUGAGACAUCUUGUUAACACAGGCCGCUAGAUGUUGAGUUGGUAGGCACUACGAGCGAAGCAGACGGCUAUGAGAGAUGGGUUCGCAUCCCUAAGUAUUUAUACUAUCGCCUUCGCAGACGUCAUGGGAGCAUAUUUUGUGUUUGAAAGAAGGGUCUGAUAUUCUGAUGAUCAUUCUAGAGGUGUGUGUGCAUUCGUACUUGACUAUCGAGCAAUUGUCCGAACAAGGGUGGUCGUACUGUGUAAAAGUUUAGUGCAAUUGACUUCUGUC